AGGGAGUUAACUAUAAAUCUAUUUAUUCUGAUUCCGUUACUUAAAGUUACCUUUGACAGAAUUGUGUUGUAAACAAUAUAAUUAAAUAUUAUGAAUAGGCUCUAGGCCUAUAAGAUUCUAGUCUACCUAUAAUCUAGAUCUAAUUACUCUUGAAAUACAAGACAACGUGGAUAACAUACAAACUAUAGGGUAGAGAAUAACAAUGACCGUCAAGUGAAUGCUGUACUCCAGUUUAAUUGGGAAAAGAUUGCCUUGCCCAUGUAUAGUAAACGGUAAUGGACAGCUCAAGAUCAGAUUACAAUGCAAGAGGAAAGAAAGAAGAAAAGUACAAGGGAGAUAAUGACACCUCUGAAUAUGGCAGAGAUAGGUAUCAGCCAAGAAUGUACCGUGGAGGCCCAUCUGACAGCAGCAGGGGAAUGGGUGGACGAGGAGGGAGAACUUCAGACAGGUCAAAAUAUGAAGACAGGGGAGACUACAGAAGUGAAAGGAAGGACAGAUAUGACCGGGACCUUAAAUAUGGCAGAGACAGGGCUGACAAAGACAGGAGAGGAGAUAGCAGGAAAUCAUUUGACAGAGAUGCAAAAAUCCCUCCGCGUGUUGAAGACCGUAAACUUGUUCCUAAAGAGCAGCCUGUUAUAAAGAAAGUUGAGGCUGAAACUCCCAAAGGUGAAGAAGAAAAACAGCUGACAGAAGAUGAAAAAAAACAGUUGGAAGAGGAGAAUCAACGACGGGAAGAAGAAGAACGGGUCAAAAGAGAAGAAGAAGAAAAGAAAAAAGCUGCUGAAGAAGCAGAAAGGAUCAAAGCUGAAGAGCUGCAUGCCUUAACAGACUAUAUAAAUGAAACAUUAGAAAGAAACAACAUCAAAGCAGAUGCUAGGGCUAUUAAUUUGGCAGCCUCCGAGAACCGCCCAGACGAAUCUUUCUUCACUAAAUUAGAUUCCAGUUUGAAGAAAAAUACAGCCUUCAUCAGGAAACUGAGAAAUAUGACUGAAUCUCAGAAAGAUAGUUUGAGUAAAGAGUUUUUGGGUUUAAAUCUUACUAAAUACAUUGAGGAAGUGGCAGGGGCCAUCAUAGAUGCCAAACUCAAAAUGACAGAUGUUCCUUGUGCUAUCUAUAUUUGUGGUCUUUUACAUCAACGAUAUGCAGAUUUUAGUCAUUCACUUAUUGAUGUUUUCAAUAAAAAUCUUCUAUCAAAGAAGGAUGAGAAGAUCACAAAUGCUAGCAAAUACAGGGUGGAUCUGAGAUUUCUUGGCGAGCUAAUUGCUUAUGGGGUUUUUACUGCAAAAGAGGGGUUACCGAUUCUAGCCAAUCAGCUGUCAAUUCUUGUCAACUCAGACAGGGAUGAGCACAACUACCUUCCAAUCAUAACCAGCUUUUGUAAACAUUGUGGGGAUGACUACACAGGAAUUAUUCCUAGAAAAUUCAGGCUGUUGUCUGAGAAGUACAAUAUGGAUAUUUCAAAAAGUCAGCUCCUGCCACCUGAUAGGCAGAAAGGUUGUCGAAAUCUUCUAAAAGAUUACUAUGCAUCUUUGGUGAAACAUGUUACAACAGCUCACAAAGAGUUGAAGUCAAUGGAAAGGCACAAUAGAAAAAUAAUGCAGUCUAAAGGCGAAAUAUCUACUGACAAGAAAGAGGCUUAUGAGGCUGCUUUUGCUGUAUUCCAAAAACUUUCCUCCAGUGCAACAGUUCUAGCAGAUCUCUUAGAUGAAGAUUUUCCUGAAUUUCCACAAGAAGAGUACACAGAAGAUGGCAAUGGUGUUUUGGACAUUUUUAAUCCAUUGAAAGAUGCAGAGUUUCAGUAUGACGGGGACAAAACUCUGUUUGAAGAUGAAGAUACCAGGUCCUUCUAUGAGACCUUACCAGACCUGCGAGCUUUCAUACCCAGUAUUUUGUAUAAAGACAGUGAAAACACUCAUAUAAAAGAUGAUUUAAAAAAUGCAGAUACAGGCCUAGAAGAGGAGAUGGACCAGCUUGCAGUAGAUGAUAUAGAAAAGGAGCUGGAAACAGAGCAGAUAGAGGAGACCAUGAAAGAGGCAGAGAGGCAGGAGGCUGGGGUGGAUGGGGCAGCUGAGGCAGAGGAGGAAAGAUUUACUUUACCUGAACCAGAGGAGGAUGAUACAGAGAGUGGAACUUUGUUAAGGGUACAGUUUGAAUCUUUCCUGGCUUCAUUACCGAAUUCCGUCAACAGGGAUAUCAUAGAUAAGGCAGCAAUAGAUUUCUGUAUGACUUUCAACACAAAAUCCAAUCGCAAAAAACUUGUAAAGGCACUUCUGUCUGUACACAGAACAAGAUAUGAUCUCUUACCAUUUUACUCAAGACUGGUUGCCAUAUUGCAACCAUGUAUGCCAGAGCUUGCCUCUGACCUUGUUCAAGCACUCAAAUCAGAUUUUAAGUGGCAUGUUAGGAAAAAAGACCAGAUAAACAUAGAAUCAAAGAUAAAAAUAGUUAGGUUCAUUGGUGAACUAGUAAAAUUUAAAGUCUGUCCUAAGAUUGAAGCUCUUCAAUGUUUAAAGAUGCUGAUGUUUGAUUUUCGCCACCACAAUAUUGAAAUGACUUGUGCGCUUUUGGAGACAUGUGGCAGAUUUCUUUAUAGGUCACCAGAUUCACAUUAUCGUACAAAGAUAUAUUUGGAAGUCAUGAUGAGAAAGAGGUCAGCCAUGAAACUUGAACCCAGAUAUGAGUCUAUGAUAGAAAAUGCUUUCUACUACAGUAAUCCUCCAGAGGUUCAGGCUGUGGCUAGGAAAGAGAGGCCACCAAUGCAUGAAUACAUCAGGAAACUUUUAUACAAGGAUCUCUCCAAAGUCACUGUUGAAAAGGUUCUUCGUCAGAUGAGGAAGUUAAAAUGGGAUGAUCCUGAGAUUGCUUUUUAUGCAACCAAAUGUUUGACCAGUGUUUGGAAUAUUCGCUACAACUCAGUUCACUGUGCAGCAAACUUGUUGGCUGGUAUUGCUCCAUUUCAUGAACAUGUUGCUAUUCAAGUUGUUGAUGGUGUGUUAGAAGAUAUUCGCCUUGGAAUGGAGAUAAACCAUCCAAAGUACAACCAGCGCAGAGUUAGUUGUGUGAAGUAUCUUGGGGAACUCUACAACUACAGGAUGGUGGAGUCCUCAGUUAUCUUCAAGAUGCUCUAUUCCCUCAUUACAUUUGGAGUUUCAUUUGAUGAUAAAGUUAGCAUCUUGGACCCUCCUGAGCACUUGUUCAGAAUACGCCUAGUUUGUGUUAUUCUAGAAACGUGUGGGCAGUUCUUUGACAAGGGAUCCAGCAAAAAGAAAUUGGAUUGUUUCCUUGUUUAUUUCCAGAGGUACUAUUGGUUCAAGAAAAGUAACCCAGUGUUUGAUGAGCAGCAUCCUUUCCCUAUUGACAUAGAGAAUCUAAUGAAUGAAACAAUAGAAAUUGUCAGGCCAAAGCUAGUACAGUACAAAUCUUACCAGGAGGCUUGCGAUGCUGCUGAGAAACUGGAAGUGGAAUACAAGGCUAAAAUUGCCAGUGUGCUAUCUAUUAUUGAAACUGGCGAUGAAGGACAAGAUAACGGAGAGGGAUUUGAUGAGGAGGAAGAGGAUGGCCUGUCCACAAUUGUUGAAGGUGACGAGAUGGACGAAGACCUGACUCUGUCUGGUGGUGUGACAGAGGGCUCCGGGACACAGGACAGUGAGACAAGCAUGAGUGGUGCUGAUGCUGAUGAGCAUGAAGGAGAAGGAGAAGACGAGGGUUCCUCAAGUGAUGAGUAUGAUGAUUCUGAUGUUGGUGAUGAAGAGGUGAAGGUUGUUAAACCCAAGACGACAACCAGCAAAGAGGAUGAAGAUUUUAUGGCAGCUUUAGACCAGAUGAUGAAUGACACAAUCCAGGCUAGAACUCAAGAAGUGAUUAAAGUACCACAGUUGGACAUAGCACUUCCUACUCAGCUCAAAAACAAAAAGAAAUGUACAGGCAACAUUAUUCCAGCCUGGUAUGUUUCAGGCCACAGUCCUGCAGACAAGGAGGAAGAAGAGGCCAACUCUGGACUCAAGUUUGUUUUGAUGACCAGGAAGGGCAACAAGCAGCAGUUGACAGAUUUUGAAAUUCCCAUGACAGCAGAGUUUGCUACUAAGUUCAAGGAACGAGAAGAGGCUGAGAGAUUAGAAAAAGAGAAAAUGAAACAGAUGGUCCUUAAUUUCCACGAGAGACAGGAAGAAGAAGAAUAUCAAGAAGUACUGGCCAGCUUAAAUCGCACAGCAACGACAAAUGUGAACAGAGAGAGAAAAGUCAAAUACCAUCACCCUAAAGGUGCCCCUGAUGCAGACCUAAUCUUUGGAAACAAGAAGCGUUGAAGAUGAUGGGACAAUGGAAUAGGCUGCUGGUUUAACCCAAAGAACCUGGACACCUGGCAUCCACCAGGGGCGUCCACUCUGUGCACUCACAGGUGUCUGCAUUACCUGCAUUCUUAUAAUGGGGAAAACAAGUUGCGGACAAACGGUUCAAAUGAGUGAUGACUUGCGGACCCACCUUCUCCAAUAGAAGUAGACAUUGUAAACUCUCCAUCAGGGACAGCCUACUCUGCUUAAGUUAAUCAUACGAACACUCAGUUGAAAAGAGCAGGGCUGCCCUGAUAUAAAGAUUUUAUAGAAUGGCUCAAAAGUGAUGGACACUGUUUAAGAAUAAGGACUGGAUUAGUGAUGAUGUUGGUUAUUAAGGAUUGGAUUAGAAUCUGCUUUUUAAAACUAUCUAACUCACCUGUUUGCAUACCAAAGGAUAUUCUUUGAAGAAUAGGUUUUUGGUUCAUGUAAAAAACAACAACUCAAGUAAAUGUUGGAGUGAUUUUAUUUUUUAAUGUUAGGAGAGUCAAGUGAAAAGAUUUUUUACUAAUAGUGACAAUAUUGUUGCUAUAUGCUAAAAGUUAUAAAUUAAUAAAUUGUGGAUA
Molecule: messenger RNA, 4894 nt
Organism: Physella acuta
Lineage: Eukaryota; Metazoa; Mollusca; Gastropoda; Physidae
Product: regulator of nonsense transcripts 2
Biological process (GO): nuclear-transcribed mRNA catabolic process, nonsense-mediated decay
Cellular component (GO): cytoplasm; exon-exon junction complex
Molecular function (GO): RNA binding; protein binding
Source: RefSeq, a predicted model, not a curated record